Messenger RNA from Lagopus muta (rock ptarmigan), 568 nucleotides. It is a transcript of the gene CHCHD1, whose product is annotated as coiled-coil-helix-coiled-coil-helix domain containing 1. Gene Ontology annotation, molecular function: RNA binding. Gene Ontology annotation, biological process: mitochondrial translation. The transcript has 3 exons. Bases 115 to 489 code for a protein of 124 amino acids. NCBI's taxonomy places the organism in Eukaryota, Metazoa, Chordata, Aves, Galliformes, Phasianidae. Gene Ontology annotation, cellular component: nucleoplasm; mitochondrion; mitochondrial ribosome. The record is from RefSeq and is a predicted model, not a curated record.
AGCUCAGCCGGCCAGCUGUAGGGCGGCGCGCUCCUGCUGGGCUCUGACGUGCUCGCGGGCGGGUCACGUGAGCGGCGCCCGGGCCGGCUCGCCCUACGGCCUGUCGCAAAGAGCAUGGCGGCGCCCGUUUACCCGGCCUGGGUGAGCCGAUGGAUCUCCGGGCAGUGGCGGCAGAGGAAGCGGCCGCCGGCCAUCCGCCCCACCCGGCCGCUGGUGCUGGCCAACAAGGUGGCGAACCGCCGAGAGCUGGCGGGAGAGGCAACCUGUCUUACAGAGAUGUCAGUAAUGAUGGCCUGCUGGAAACAGAAUGACUUCAAUGAUAAAGCUUGUGCUGAGGAGAUCCAGACGUUCUAUGACUGCGUGGCAAAGGCAGAAAAGGAGCGCAAGGAAAAAAAGGACGAGUACGCUCUGUCACUCAAGGGAAACAUGCCUUCAAGCAAAGUGAACAGCCUGCUGAGGAGGUUUCCUAAUAUUACACGUUAUGUGUAAUGUGCUUUGCUAAAGGGACUGUGGACAAGCAGUUAAAGUUGGCGUUUUCGGAAAAUAAAUGAAAAAAGGGUUUUAUGAA